This is a messenger RNA of Coccidioides immitis RS, 612 nucleotides long. RefSeq lists its product as uncharacterized. Bases 1 to 612 code for a protein of 203 amino acids. NCBI's taxonomy places the organism in Eukaryota, Fungi, Ascomycota, Eurotiomycetes, Onygenales, Onygenaceae. The record is from RefSeq and is a predicted model, not a curated record. The transcript has 2 exons.
AUGCUUCCUAGAGAUGAAAGAUAUCGAUCUACGCUUUCCAGCGUGCCAUAUGGCGUCAGUCCUCGCACCAUGCCCUCUCGGGAUUUUGAUGUUGCCCUCCAACAAGCUCAGUAUGGAAUUCAAGGACAAGAUUAUGCUAGUUACGCACACAGUCACCACAACCCUCCAUCUAUGCCAAUGAAUUAUUCCCUCCAGCACCGGUACAACGAGAUGGCGCUUUACACCAAUUAUGGCGCGAAUACCACGCAAGAGCUAGUGCGAAGGACUAAUUUGGCGGUCUCGCUGGCAAACCAUAACGUCAAUCCGCGGUCACAUGUUUCGUUGGUGCAUCCGAUGAUGCACACAGACGGGAGGUUUCCGGUCGACUUUCGGACGCCAAAAACAAUUGAGGAGAUCAAGUUGUUGGACUCAACACAAAUUGAUCGUAUCCUUCAAGAUUAUAAGAUUCCACAUGAUAUGCGGUCGCUUCUUAAUAUACUGGCGUCUUCGGGGAUUCAUGCUGGUAUUGUAAGCUCGGGCCGAUUAAGACGGGCAAAGCUGCAGCUUCUUUUUGAACACUUGGGUGCAACGAGGGUUGUUGAAGAGGGCGGAUUCAAGAAAUCUGGACGUUGA